Messenger RNA from Aphis gossypii (cotton aphid), 3025 nucleotides. RefSeq names its product regulator of G-protein signaling 17-like. Lineage: Eukaryota; Metazoa; Arthropoda; Insecta; Hemiptera; Aphididae. The coding region runs from base 809 to 1642 and encodes 277 amino acids. The transcript is spliced from 11 exons. The record is from RefSeq and is a predicted model, not a curated record.
UGUGUGUGUGCGUGUGCACGCGGCGUCAGGUCAACUGGAGUAGUGCGUACUCCCGUAAGCCCUCCGCGUCGUCAGUUUUUUGAGUGUCUCGGUCCGUGCGGUGGGCUCUACCUCGCGCGCUGGCUGGCUGGCGAGGCUCGUCGUCCUCUAUAUUGUAAUAUUAUUAUACGCACAAUAUACACGCGCGUAGUUAUUGUUGUUGUCGUUGUCGUUGUCGUUGUUGUUGUUGUUGUUGUUGUUUUGUUAUUAUGUUAUAUUAUUAUGCCGUCGGUGCAGCAGCGUACCGUUUUGUCGUUAUGCCGUAGCGGUGGUGUGCACGCGUGCGAUAAUAAUUACUAUUGAGCGAUCUGUGCGGUGUACCGUCGCCGUCGCUGUAGUGGGCGAGACGCGACGCGGAUAGGACCGCGACCGGUGAACGGGUCGGCCCGAAAACGAGGAAACCAUAACCGAAUAUCGCCGGGAGACGACAUCGAACGCGGUCGUGGAAGUCUACAGCUAGGUCCGGGUGCUAUAGCCGGCCGUCGACGAUGCUAUUCGGCUGGUCGCCGGGCAGCAACGACACUAGCACCGGUACCAAUAGCGCCUGCACCAGCACCAGUGGCACCGGCGGGAACGUCGGCGUGUGCGGCGAAUGGAGUACGGCUGGACAGCGCGACGGCAUCGCGUACAGGCCGUGUGUACCACGUACGCGGCACGUCAUGUACCUGAAAUCAGUUGACAAUCCUAUCUGAAUGAUCCAGCGCAGCGGUGUCUCAAAAGAUAAUUGCAAGUGAUUAAGAUAUGACGGCGAUAUAUAUAGGCAAUUUCGAUGAGUGUGCUUGUGCCGAUUGAAAGGGGCGAUCCAGUUGGAUCACAGGGUGGGUCGCCACCGUGCACGGCCAGGCACAGGUUCACUCCUCCUGGAAAUCCCAGUACACCGACGGAUCCACUACCUGUGCCUCCAGACGUUGCCGAACCGAACGCGGCCAUUGAAACGCAAGUGACAACCGCUCAUAAGCAUCCAUGCAUAUCUUGUUGGUGUUGUUGUUGCGGAUGCUCUUGUGUUUAUUUGCAUGCGUACAGGAGUAGGAUAUGCAAGCUAUGGGAUCGUUUUUGUUUCCCAUUAAAAGGUCAUCCCCCCAAAACAAAUGGAAACGGGUCUAGUGGCGGCAUAAUCGAAAAUCCUGUUGAGCUAAGGCCUCCGUUGGACGAAAUACGAAGCUGGAGUAAAUCAUUUGACCGACUUCUAAAGUGUCCUGCGGGAAAAAAGAUAUUUCGGGAUUUUUUACGAUGCGAAUACAGCGAAGAGAACAUAUUGUUCUGGAUGGCAGUUGAAGAGUUAAAAAAAGAAUCGAAUCCUGAUGUAAUAGAGGAAAAAGCUCGGUUCAUUUAUGAAGAUUACAUUUCGAUUUUAUCUCCUAAAGAGGUGAGUUUAGACUCUCGUGUUCGUGAUAUCGUCAAUAAGAACAUCAAUCAACCAUCAUCUCAUAUGUUCGAUGAAGCUCAGCUACAAAUUUACACGCUUAUGCAUAGGGAUUCUUAUCCAAGAUUUAUUAACUCGUCGCAGUACAAAAAAUUAGCCAAACUCGAAAAUGGAGCUACCGGUAAUGCUCCAAACAGUGGCCAACAAACCCCAACCAAACGCAAACAGAGCAAUAUAUGAAAAAUAAACUUGGACAAUUUUUCAGCGAUAAUAAUUCGUAUUUGGUGUUCAAGCCUGCGUUUGGACCCAUGUAUUUGGGACCAGAAUUGAUAAAAUGUUCGUAGAUUAACAUAUUAUACAGGUAGUAUAAGGAAAAAUUUGUAUUUAAAACCGCGAUGUAAAAAUAAAUUAGGUUUUAAUUAUUAAGGAAAUAAAUGUUUUAUACAUAAUAAUUAAAAAUUUUAUUUCAUUCGCAACAAUACAUUUUUUGUAUCUUAAAAAAGUAGUUAUUAUAAUUUUAUAUCAUCACUAUCUUGUGUUUGUCAUGUGGGUACUUUCAUUGAAGUACUUAAUUGUUUUUAUAUUAAACUUACACAACACAAAUUCUUUUCUCUAAAAAUAUGCAAUAUUUAAUAAAUUAUUAUGUGUAAAUAUAAAACAAUAAUGAUUGAUGUCAUACAUUAUAAAUAAGUUUAUAUUAAAAUGAAAUUGUGUUACCUACAAAAAUUAAUGCUAUAAAAUUGCAUAUAAUAACAUAUAAUAAUUAUUUAAGACUAAUAUACGCAAUACUCGGUAUUCAAUACAAUUUAAUUCGAUACACUGACGGUAUUAACUCAAUUUAAAUGUUUUAAUAGAAUCGUUAAUUUUUGUAAUUGUCAUACCUACUUCCGUUCUAUAUGAUUUCGUACAAACCAUGUAAUAGUAAAAUAUAAUUUACUACAUAAUCAUUUCUAGUCUAAAAAAAGACUGUAUAAUUUUAGUUCAUUAAUAUUAUUACCUCUAUCAUUCUUGUAUUAUUAUUUUUUUAUUUUUUUUAUUUAUAUUAUGUUAUAUAAGAAGCUUUUAAGUGUGCCAAUUAAUCUUAUGAGUUUAUGAUAAUUAUUGUUUUUUUUUUUUUUUUUAGUAUUGUGAAUAUGACAUUUAAAACAAAUUUAAAAUGUACAAUACUACGGAACACACAAUUUCCUAGACUUGAAUUAAGGUGCACUUUACGCACACAUUUCUAAUGAACAAAUUUAGUAUGUUUCUUCAAAAUAUAGUAUAAUACAUAUUACAAUAUUAUAUUUAGUUCAGACUAAUAAUAAUUAUUUUAGAUACACAAUAUAAUAUUAUGUAUGACCGGUAAAAUUAACAUAACAGGGUACAACAUAAUCCUUGUUUCAUAAAAUAUUGUACUCCCAGGAAUGUCAUGAGAGACUAGUUCAUCAUUUUUAAUGAGGACUAAGCUUUCAAUCAAGUUCGAUUGUAGACUUUUAUAGGCAUAAUAAAACAUUACUCAUAAAAACAAUAUUAUACUAUGUAAACAUUUUUUUUUAGUAAUUUUACUUGGAUAGAACAGUUAUAUUGAAAUUAUAUAAUUCUUGUGAAUUUCUACCGUUAAAAAAAACUGCAGUAAUUUUUUUU